GCGCUGGCCGGGCCCUAGGACGCGGAGCCCGCCCGGCGGCGCGGAUGCGGAGCCCGCCCGCCCGAGAUCAAAGCCCCCGGUGCUCUCUUUGUGUCCGCUCGGGAUUCGGCGCCCCGGGGCUGCCCAUGGACACCUAGACUGCUGGGACCGCGGCACAGAGCCUCCCUUCGGCCGCUCGCUCUUUUCGGGGGGGCAGGGUGGCCGCUCCGACCUGGAUUUACCGCUCUUGGCCCCCCGAGGCCCCCCCGAGCGGGGGGCGGCGGUGAUCGCUCUGGCGGUUGGAGGUCGGGGAGCGGCCCGGGCUCUGGCCAUGUUCUCGGAUGAGGAUUUCUGGAUCGCCCUAUGAAGAGGUCUCCCCGAGAGGGCCCUGCCCAGUCGGAGAGAGGGAUGGACAGCCAGAAGCAGCCUGGUGAGGACAAAGAUUCAGAACCUGCAGCCGAUGGACCUGCGGCCUCUGAGGAUCCGGGCGCUACUGAGCCAGACCUUCCCAAUUCACAUGUCGGGGAGGUCCCUGAACCCAGUUCUGGGAGUCCCGGACUUCAGGAGCCUCCCCGUGACUGCAGUGGGGGUCUGAUGCGGCGUUGUGCUCUCUGUAACUGUGGGGAGCCCAGUCUGCAUGGGCAACGGGAACUACGGCGCUUCGAGUUGCCGUUUGACUGGCCCCGGUCUCCAGUGGUGGCUCCUGGUGGGAACACAGGGCCCGAGAAGGCUGUGCUGCCCAGUGAGGACCUACCACAAAUUGGUUUCCCCGAGGGCCUUACACCUGCCCACCUAGGAGAACCGGGAGGGUCCUGCUGGGCACAUCAUUGGUGUGCUGCAUGGUCAGCAGGUGUGUGGGGACAGGAAGGCCCAGAACUCUGUGGUGUGGACAAGGCCAUCUACUCAGGGAUCUCACAGCGCUGCUCCCACUGCACCAGGCUCGGUGCCUCCAUCCCUUGCCGCUCACCGGGAUGUCCACGGCUUUACCAUUUCCCCUGCGCGACUGCCAGCGGCUCCUUCUUAUCCAUGAGGGCUCUGCAGCUGCUCUGCCCGGAGCACCGUGAGGGAGCUGCGCAUUUGGAGGAGGCUCGCUGUGCAGUAUGUGAGGGUCCAGGGGAGUUGUGUGACUUAUUCUUCUGUACCAGCUGCGGGCAUCACUAUCAUGGGUCCUGCUUGGACACAGCUCUGACUGCCCGCAAACGUGCUGGUUGGCAGUGUCCUGAAUGCAAAGUGUGCCAAGCCUGCAGGAAACCUGGGAAUGAUCCUGAGAUGCUGGUCUGUGAGACAUGUGACAAAGGAUACCAUACUUUCUGCUUAAAACCACCCAUGGAGGAGCUACCUGCUCACUCUUGGAAGUGUAAAGCAUGCCGGGUAUGUCGGCUCUGUGGAGCAGGUUCAUCAGAGCUGAAUCCCAACUCUGAGUGGUUUGAGAACUACUCACUUUGUCACCGCUGCCACAAAGCCCAAGAAGGUCAGCCUGGUGGUGCUGCUGUUGAGCAGUAUCCCUCUGUCUGUAGCAAAUUUUCAGCCCCAGAGCCUGGUGAUAUUCCCACUGAUAGGCCUGAUGCUCUGUACGUUACAUGCUGUGAGCGGCCGAAGGGUGGGCAUGUGACUUCUAUGCAACCCAAGGAACUGGGGUCCCUGCAGUGUGAAGCCAGACCACUAGGGAAAGCAGGGGCCCAACUCGAGUCUUGGUCGGAGGCCCCACUACCUGAGGAGAAGCCACUGCUGCCCUUGCCUGAGGAGUCGCCCCUUUCCCCACCACCUGAGGAGUCGCCCACAUCCCCACCACCUGAGGCCUCACGCCUGUCUCCACCACCUGAGGAGUCACUUGCGUCCCCACCACCUGAGGUGUCAUGCUUGUCCUUGCUGCCUGAAGAGUCACCCCUCUCUCCACCUCCUGAGGAGUCUCCUCUGUCUCCCCCUCCUGAAUCAUCAUCAUUUUCUCCACCGGAGGAGUCGCCCUUCUCUCCAGCAAAAGAGUCACCUGCAUCUCCUGUGCUUGAGACACCCUUGUCCCCACCACCAGAAGCAUCAUCCCUGUCCCCAUCAUUUGAGGAGUCCCCCCUGUCUCCUCCACCUGAGGAGUUGCCCACCUCCCCACCACCUGAAGCAUCUCGCAUAUCUCCACCACCUGAGGAGUCACCCAUGUCCCCUCCACCUGAAGAGUCGCCCAUGUCUCCACCACCCGAAGCAUCUCGUCCAUUCCCACCAUUUGAAGAGUCUCCCCUGUCCCCUCCACCUGAGGAGUCUCCCCUGUCUCCACCUCCUGAGGCAUCACGCCUGUCCCCACCCCCUGAAGACUCACCCAUGUCUCCACCGCCUGAAGACUCGCCUAUGUCCCCCCCACCUGAAGUGUCACGCCUGUCCCCCCUACCUGAGGUGUCACACUUGUGUCUACCACCUGAGGAAUCUCCCCUGUCUCCACCCCCUGAGGAAUCUCCCACAUCACCUCCACCUGAAGCUUCACGCCUGUCACCCCCACCUGAGGAUUCCCCCACAUCCCUGCCACCAGAAGACUCACCUGCCUCACCACCACCGGAGGACUCAGUCCUGUCCCUACCACCAGAGGAGUCAUCCCUGUCACCACUGCCUAAAGAGCUGAGACUCUGCCCCCAUCCUGAGGAGCCACACGUGUCCCCCCAGCCUGAGAAGCUACAUGUGUCCCCCCAUCCUGAGGAGCCACAUGUGUCCCCCCAGCCUGAGGAACCCCUGCACUGCACCCAGCGUGAGGAGCCAUGCCUGACCUCUGAGCUGGAGGAGCCGAGUUUGCUGUCUCAGCCUGAGGAGCUAUGCCUGUCCCCUGUGCCUGAGAAACCACACUUGUCCCCCCAGCCUGAGAAACCACACUUGUCCCCCCAGCCUGAGGAACCACACUUGUCCCCUCAGUCUGAGGAACUGCGCUUAUCCCCUCAGCCUGAGGAGCUAUGCCUGUCUUACCUUAAGGAGCCCCACUUGUCCCCCACACCUGAGGAGCCAUGCCUGUCCCCCAAGCCUGAGUUACCGCGUGGGUCCCCCCAGCCGGAGGAGUCUCCCGAGGUGCCAGGCCAGUGCCCCCCACCUGAGGAAUUGUCCUUGUUCCCCCAACCUGGGAAGCCACUCUUAUCCCCUUUGCUUGGAGAGCCGGCCCUGUCUGAGCCUGGGGAACCACCGCUAUCCCCUCUGCCUGAGGAGCUAAGCUUGUCCCCAUCAGGAGAGCCAUCGUUGUCACCUCAGCUGAUGCCACCAGAUCCUCUUCCUCCUCCACUCUCACCCAUUAUUCCAGCUUCGGCCCCACCGCCUCUGUCUCCUUUGGGGGAAUUAGAGUAUCCCUUUGGUGCCAAAGGGGACAGUGACCCUGAGUCACCCUUGACUGCCCCAAUCCUAGAGACACCCAUCAGCCCUCCUCCGGAAGCCAACUGCACUGACCCAGAACCUGUGCCCCCAAUGAUCCUGCCCCCUUCUCCAGGUUCCCCAACAGGACCUGUGUCCCCCAUCCUGUUGGAGCCCCUCCACCCACAGUGUUCUCCACCCCUUCAGCAUUCCUUACCUCCCCCAAACACAGCUCCUCCCCACUGCUCUCCACCUGCUCCGCCACUGUCUGUUCCCUCCCCAUUGAGUCCCUUGGGGAAGCCAGUGGAGGUCCCAGAAGAGCCUGAGUCACAUGCAAUGGAUGUGGAGAAGGACCUUGAGCCUGAAUGCCCAGCUUUGGAACCCAGUGCCACCAGCCCCCUCUGCUCCCUCACCAUGGAUCUAUCCUGUCCUGCUCCUAGCCCUGCCCCUGCCCUGGACGACUUUUCUGGCUUGGGGGAAGACACAGCCCCUCUCAAUGGGACUGACGCACCUAGUUCACAGCCAGAGACUGGGCAGACCCCUGGCAGUUUGGCUAGUGAAUGUAAAGAUUCCCCUGUGCUUCUCGACCCAGAGGAGCUGGCCCCUGUGACCCCUAUGGAGGUCUAUGGCCCCGAAUGCAAGCAGGCAGAGCAGGGCUCAUCUUGUGAGGAGCAGGAGGAGCCUCGUGCACCAGUGGCCCCCAUACCACCUACUCUCAUCAAAUCCGACAUUGUAAAUGAGAUCUCCAAUCUGAGCCAGGGUGAUGCCAGUGCCAGUUUUCCUGGUUCCGAGCCCCUGCUGGGCUCUCCUGACCCUGAGGGCGGCGGCUCUCUGUCCAUGGAGCUGGGGGUAUCUACAGAUGUUAGUCCAGUCCGAGAUGAGGGCUCCCUGCGGCUCUGUACUGACUCCCUGCCGGAGACCGAUGACUCACUACUGUGUGACGCUGGGACAGCUAUCGGUGGAGGCAAAGCCGAAGGGGACAAAGGCCGACGGCGUAGCUCCCCAGCCCGGUCCAGAAUCAAACAGGCUCGAAGCAGUAGUUUCCCAGGAAGGCGCCGGCCUCGUGGAGGAGCACACGGAGGACGUGGGAGGGGCCGGGCCCGGCUAAAAUCCACUACUUCUUCCGUUGAGACUCUGGUAGUGGCUGAUGUUGAUGGAUCUCCCAGUAAGGAGGAGGAAGACGAGGAGGAUGACACCAUGCAGAAUACUGUGGUUCUCUUCUCCAAUACGGACAAAUUUGUUCUGAUGCAGGACAUGUGUGUGGUGUGUGGCAGCUUUGGCCGGGGCGCGGAGGGCCACCUCCUCGCCUGCUCACAGUGCUCGCAGUGCUAUCACCCUUACUGUGUCAGCAGCAAGAUCACCAAGGUGAUGCUGCUGAAAGGCUGGCGCUGUGUGGAGUGUAUCGUGUGUGAGGUCUGCGGCCAGGCCUCCGACCCCUCGCGUUUGCUGCUCUGUGAUGACUGUGAUAUUAGCUACCACACGUACUGCCUGGAUCCCCCUCUACUCACCGUGCCCAAGGGUGGCUGGAAGUGCAAGUGGUGCGUAUCUUGUAUGCAGUGUGGGACUGCCUCCCCUGGCUUCCACUGUGAGUGGCAGAAUAGUUAUACCCACUGUGCACCCUGUGCAAGCCUGGUGACCUGUCCUGUCUGUCACGCUCCGUAUGUGGAAGAGGACCUGCUGAUCCAGUGCCGCCACUGUGAACGGUGGAUGCAUGCUGGCUGUGAGAGCCUUUUCACUGAGGAUGAUGUGGAGCAAGCGGCUGAUGAGGGGUUUGACUGUGUUUCCUGCCAGCCCUACGUGGUAAAGCCUGUGGCACCAGUUGCCCCUCCAGAAUUGGUGCCUAUGAAGGUGAAAGAACCAGAGCCCCAGUACUUUCGCUUUGAGGGCGUAUGGCUGACAGAAACUGGCAUGGCUGUGCUGCGUAACUUGACCAUGUCGCCACUGCACAAGCGGCGCCAGCGGCGGGGACGGUUGGGCCUCCCAGGCGAGGCAGGACUGGAGGGUUCUGAGCCCUCAGAUGCCCUUGGCCCUGAUGACAAGAAGGAUGGGGACCUGGACACCGAUGAACUGCUCAAGGGAGAAGGUGGAGUGGAGCAUAUGGAGUGUGAAAUUAAACUGGAGGGCCCUGCUAGCCCUGAUGUGGAACCUGGCAAAGAAGAGACUGAAGAAAGCAAGAAGCGCAAGCGCAAACCUUAUCGGCCUGGUAUCGGUGGUUUCAUGGUGCGACAGCGGAAAUCCCAUACACGUGUGAAAAAGGGGCCUGCUGCACAGGCGGAGGUGUUGAGUGGGGAUGGGCAGCCCGACGAGGCAGUGCCUACUGACCUGCCUGCUGAGGGCGCCACAGAGCAGGGCGUGCCUGAUGGGGACGAGAAGAAGAAGCAGCAGCGGCGAGGGCGCAAGAAGAGCAAACUUGAGGACAUGUUCCCCACCUACCUGCAGGAAGCAUUCUUUGGGAAGGAGCUGCUGGACCUCAGCCGGAAGGCCCUUUUUGCAGUUGGGAUGGGCCGGCCAAGUUUUGGGCUAGGAACCCCCAAAGCCCGGGGAGAUGGAAGCUCAGAAAGGAAGGAGCUCCUCACUUUGCAGAAAGGAGAUGAUGGUCCAGAUGUUGCAGAUGACGAAUCCCGCGGCCUGGAGGGCAUGGCAGAUACACCAGGACUUGAGGAUGGGGGUGUAAAGGCAUCCCCAGUGCCCAGUGACCCUGAGAAGCCAGGCACCCCAGGAGAAGGGAUGCUUAGUUCUGACUUAGACAGGAUUUCCACAGAAGAACUGCCCAAGAUGGAGUCCAAGGACCUGCAGCAGCUCUUCAAGGAUGUUCUGGGUUCUGAGCGAGAGCAGCCCCUGGGCUGUACAACCCCCGGCCUGGAAGGCAGUCGCACCCCGCUGCAGAGGCCCUUUCUCCAAGGUGGACUCCCUUUGGGCAAUCUGCCUUCCAGCAGUCCAAUGGACUCCUACCCAGGCCUCUGCCAGUCUCCAUUCCUGGAUUCUAGGGAGCGCGGGGGCUUCUUUAGCCCAGAACCCGGUGAGCCAGACAGCCCCUGGACAGGCUCAGGGGGCACCACGCCCUCCACACCCACUACCCCCACCACGGAGGGUGAAGGCGAUGGGUUGUCCUAUAACCAGAGGAGCCUGCAGCGCUGGGAGAAGGACGAAGAGUUGGGUCAGCUCUCUACCAUCUCACCUGUACUCUAUGCCAACAUCAACUUUCCUAAUCUCAAGCAAGAUUACCCAGACUGGUCUAGCCGAUGCAAACAAAUCAUGAAGCUCUGGAGAAAGGUUCCAGCUGCUGACAAAGCCCCCUACCUGCAAAAGGCCAAAGAUAAUCGGGCAGCUCACCGCAUCAACAAGGUGCAGAAGCAGGCCGAGAGCCAGAUCAACAAGCAGACCAAGGUGGGCGACGUAGCCCGUAAGACUGAUCGACCGGCUCUCCAUCUCCGCAUUCCCCCCCAGCCAGCGGCACUGGGCAGUCCACUCCCUGCUGCGGCCCCCACCAUUUUCAUUGGCAGCCCCACUACCCCUGCCGGCUUGUCUACCUCUGCGGACGGGUUCCUGAAGCCGCCAGCGGGCACAGUGCCCGGCCCCGACUCCCCUGGUGAGCUCUUCCUCAAGCUCCCACCCCAGGUGCCCGCCCAAGUGCCUUCGCAGGACCCCUUUGGACUGGCCCCUGCCUACGCCCUGGAGCCCCGCUUCCCUGCGGCACCACCUACCUACCCUCCUUACCCCAGUCCAGCUGGGGCCCCCGCGCAGCCCCCGAUGCUGGGUGCUUCGUCUCGUCCUGGGACUGGCCAGCCAGGGGAACUCCACACCACUCCUCCUGGCACCCCCCGACACCAGCCCUCCACGCCUGACCCCUUCCUUAAGCCCCGCUGCCCCUCCCUGGAUAAUUUGGCUGUGCCUGAGAGCCCAGGGGUGGUGGGGGGCAAGGCUUCUGAGCCCCUGCUCUCACCACCGGCUUUUGGGGAGACCCGGAAGGUGUUGGAGGUGAAGAAGGAAGAGCUUGGGGCAUCCUCUCCUAGCUACGGGCCCUCAAACCUAGGUUUUGUGGACUCGCCCUCCUCAGGCCCCCACCUGGGUGGCCUGGAGUUAAAGGCACCUGACGUCUUCAAAGCCCCUUUGACCCCUCGGGCUUCUCAGGUAGAGCCGCAGAGCCCAGGCCUGGGUCUUCGGCCCCAGGACCCAUCCCCUGCCCAGGCGCUGGCCCCCUCUCCGCCGAGCCAUCCAGACCCCUUUCGCCCAGGUCCUUACCCGGACCCCUAUGCCCAGCCUCCACUGACCCCAAGGCCCCAGCCCCCACCCCCGCCCUCUGAGAGCUGCUGCGCUCUACCCCCUCGCUCGCUGCCUUCCGAGCCUUUCUCUCGCGUCCCGGCCAGUCCUCAGUCCCAGUCCAGCUCCCAGUCCCCCCUUACUCCCCGUCCUCUGUCAGCAGAGGCUUUUUGCCCAUCCCCUGUUACUCCUCGCUUCCAGUCCCCUGACCCCUACUCGCGCCCACCCUCACGACCUCAGUCCCGAGACCCAUUUGCUCCAUUGCAUAAGCCACCAAGACCCCAGCCCCCUGAAGUUGCCUUUAAGGCUGGGCCUCUUGCCCACACUCCACUGGGGGCCGGGGGCUUCCCAGCAGCCCUGCCCUCUGGGCCAGUGGGUGAGCUCCAUGCCAAGGUCCCUAGUGGACAGCCCCCAAAUUUUGCCCGCUCCCCUGGGACAGGUGCAUUUGUGGGCACCCCUUCUCCCAUGCGUUUCACUUUCCCUCAGGGUGUAGGGGACCCUUCCCUAAAGCCACCUGUCCCUCAGCCUGGUCUCCCUCCACCUCAUGGGAUCAACAGCCAUUUUGGGCCUGGGCCCACUUUGGGCAAGCCUCAAAGCACAAACUACUCAGUGGCUACCGGGAACUUCCACUCAGUGGGCAGCCCCCUGGGGCCCAGCAGCGGGCCCACAGGGGAGGGCUACGGGCUAUCCCCACUGCGUCCUGCCUCAGUUCUGCCACCACCUGCACCCGAUGGAUCCCUCCCCUUCCUGUCCCAUGGAGCCUCACAACGGGCAGGCAUCACCUCUCCGGGUGAAAAGCGAGAAGACCCAGGGGCUGCAAUGAGUAGCUCCUUGGUGGCACCUGAACUCCCUGGUACCCAGGACCCAGGCAUGUCCAGUCUUAGUCAGACAGAGCUGGAAAAGCAACGGCAGCGCCAGCGACUCCGGGAGCUACUGAUUCGGCAGCAGAUCCAGCGCAACACCUUGCGGCAGGAGAAAGAGACAGCUGCAGCAGCUGCAGGUGCACUAGGACACCCAGCCAGCUGGGGUACAGAGCCCAGCAGCCCUGCCUUUGAACAGCUGAACAGAGGCCAGACUCCAUUCCCUGGGACACAGGACAAGAGCAGCCUAGUGGGCCUAACCCCAAGCAAGCUGGGUGGCCCCAUCCUGGGACCAGGGCCUUUUCCUGGUGAUGACCGGCUUUCCCGACCACCUCCACCAGCCACACCUUCCUCUGUGGAUGUGAAUAGCCGGCAACUGGUAGGAGGCUCCCAGGCCUUCUAUCAGCGAGUGCCCUAUCCUGGAUCCCUGCCCUUACAGCAGCAGCAACAGCAGCAGCUAUGGCAGCAGCAACAGCAGCAACAGCAGCAGCAACAACAGCAGCAGCAGCAACAGCAACAGCAGCAGCAACAGCAGGCAACAGCAGCAACUUCCAUGCGACUCACCAUGUCUACUCGCUUUCCUUCAACUGCUGGACCUGAACUUGGCCGCCAAGCACUUGCUUCCCCUUUGACAGGAAUUCCCACCCGCCUGCCAGGCCCUGCUGAGCCAGUGGCUGGUCCAUCUGGUCCUGCCCAGUUCAUUGAGCUACGGCACAAUGUUCAGAAAGGACUAGGACCUGGAGGGCCUCCAUUCCCUGGUCAGGGCGCCCCUCAGAGGCCCCGUUUUUUCCCUGUAAGUGAGGAUGCCCACCGCCUGGCUCCUGAAGGUCUUCGAGGCCUGGCUGCAUCAAGUCUUCCCUCACAGAAACCCACAGCCCCACCUGCUCCUGAGUUGAACAGUAGCCUCCACUCGACAUCUCACACCAAGGCCCCCGCACUGACGGCUGGCUUAGAUCUGGUCCCCCGACCGCCCACUGGCACUGAGCUGGGCCGUGCCCCUGCCCUGGCCCUGGAAGCUGGGAAGCUGCCCUGUGAGGAUUCUGAGCUGGACGAGGACUUUGAUGCCCACAAGGCCCUGGAGGAUGAUGAGGAGCUUGCCCACCUGGGUCUUGGUGUGGAUGUGGCCAAGGGUGAUGAUGAGCUGGGCACCCUGGAAAACCUGGAGACCAACGACCCUCAUCUGGAUGACCUGCUCAAUGGAGAUGAGUUUGACCUGCUGGCAUAUACGGACCCUGAGCUGGACACCGGGGACAAGAAAGACAUCUUCAAUGAGCACCUAAGGCUGGUGGAAUCGGCAAAUGAGAAGGCCGAGCGGGAGGCCCUGCUUCGGGGUGGGGAGCCAGGACCCUUGGGCCCUGAGGAGCGCCCUCCCCCUGCCAGUGAUGAGUCCCGCCUGGCGUCUGUACUCCCUGAGGUGAAGCCCAAAGUGGAGGAGGGUGGGCGCCACCCUUCCCCUUGCCAGUUCACCAUUACCACUCCUAAGGUAGAGCCAGGACCUGCUGCUGCUUCCCUUGGCCCAGGGCUAAAACCCGGACAGAAUGUGCUGGGCAGCCGGGACACCCGGAUGGGCACAGGGCCAUUUUCUGGCAAUGGGCACACGGCUGAGAAGGGCCCUUUUGGGGCCACGGGAGGCCCACCAGCUCACCUGCUCGCCCCAAGCCCACUAAGUGGCACAGGAGGGUCCUCCUUGCUAGAGAAGCUUGAGCUAGAGAGUGGGGCCUUGACCUUGCCAAGUGGACAUGGAACAUCAGGGGAUGAUCUGGACAAGAUGGAGAGCUCACUUGUGGCCAGUGAGUUGCCCCUACUUAUUGAGGACCUGUUGGAACAUGAGAAGAAGGAGUUGCAGAAGAAACAGCAGCUUUCAGCACAGCUACAGCCUGCCCAGCAGCACCAACAGCAACAGCCACAGCAGCAACAUUCCUUACUGUCCACACCAGGCCCUGCCCAGGCAAUGCCUUUACCACAUGAGGGCUCUUCUCCCAGUUUGGCUGGGCCUCAGCAGCAACUUGCUCUGGGUCUUGGAGGUGCCCGACCAUCAGGUUUGGGCCAACCACUAAUGCCCACCCAUCCACCAGCUCAUGCCCUCCAGCAGCGCCUUGCCCCAACCAUGGCCAUGGUGUCCAACCAAGGGCAUAUGCUAAGUGGACAGCAUGGGGGGCAGGCCGGCUUGGUUCCACAGCAGAGUUCACAGCCAGUACUAGCACAGAAACCCAUGGGCACCAUGCCACCUUCCAUGUGCAUGAAGCCCCAGCAGCUGGUGAUGCAGCAACAGCUGGCCAACAGCUUCUUCCCAGAUACAGAUCUGGACAAAUUUGCUGCAGAAGAUAUAAUUGAUCCCAUUGCAAAGGCCAAGAUGGUAGCUUUGAAAGGCAUCAAGAAAGUGAUGGCUCAGGGCAGCAUUGGGGUGGCGCCUGGUAUGAACAGGCAGCAAGUGUCACUGCUAGCCCAGAGGCUCUCUGGGGGACCUGGGGGUGAUCUGCAGAACCAUGUGGCACCUGGAAGUGGCCAGGAGCGGAAUGCCAGUGACCCCUCCCAGCCUCGCCCCAACCCACCCACUUUUGCCCAGGGAGUUAUCAAUGAGGCGGACCAGCGGCAGUAUGAGGAGUGGUUGUUCCAUACUCAGCAGCUCUUGCAGAUGCAGUUGAAGGUUCUAGAGGAGCAGAUUGGUGUGCAUCGAAAGUCCCGGAAGGCUCUGUGUGCCAAGCAGCGCACUGCCAAAAAGGCUGGCCGUGAAUUCCCAGAAGCUGAUGCUGAGAAGCUCAAGCUGGUUACAGAGCAGCAGAGCAAGAUCCAGAAACAGUUGGAUCAGGUUCGGAAACAGCAGAAGGAGCACACUAAUCUCAUGGCAGAAUAUCGAAACAAGCAACAGCAGCAGCAGCAGCAGCAGCAGCAGCAGCAGCAGCAGCAGCAGCAGCAGCAGCAGCAUUCGGCUGUGCUGGCCCUCAGCCCUUCUCAGAGUCCACGACUCCUCACCAAGCUCCCGGGGCAGCUUCUCCCUGGCCAUGGGCUGCAGCCACCACAGGGUCCCCCGGGUGGGCAAGCUGGAGGCCUUCGCCUGCCUCCUGGGGGUAUGGCACUACCUGGACAGCCUGGGGGCCCGUUUCUUAACACAGCCCUGGCCCAGCAGCAGCAACAGCAGCAACAGCAGUCUGGUGGGGCUGGAUCCUUGGCUGGCCCCUCAGGGGGCUUCUUCCCUGGCAACCUUGCUCUCCGAAGCCUUGGACCUGACUCAAGGCUUUUACAGGAAAGGCAGCUGCAGCUGCAGCAGCAACGCAUGCAGUUGGCCCAGAAACUGCAGCAGCAGCACCUAGGACAGGUGGCAGUCCAGCAACAACAGCAGCAGGGUCCUAGUUUACAGGCAAACCAGGCUCUGGGUCCCAAAUCCCAGGGGCUUCUGCCUCCUGACAGCCACCAGAGCCUUCUGGCCCAGCAGCUAUCCCCUCAGCCACCCCAAGGACCCCGGAGCAUGCUGGGUCCUACCCAGGUAGCAGUGCUACAGCAGCACUCCGGAGCUUUGGGGCCCCAGGGCCCUCCCAGACCGGUGCUCAUGACCCAGUCCCGGGUGCUGAGUUCUCCCCAGCUGGCACAGCAGGGUCAUAGCCUUAUGGGACAUCGACUGGUCACAGCCCAGCAACAACAGCCACAACAGCACCAACAACAGGGACCCAUGGCAGGGCUUUCCCAUCUUCAGCAGGGCCUGAUGUCACACAGUGGGCAGGCCAAACUGAAUGCUCAGCCCCUGGGCUCAUUACAGCAACAGCAGCUACAACAGCAGCAGCAGCAACUUCAACAGCAGCAGCAGCUACAACAGCAGCAGCAACAGCAGCAGCUACAGCAGCAGCAACUGCAACAGCAGCAACAGCAGCAGCUUCAGCAUCAGCAGCAGCUUCAGCAACUGCAGCAGCAGCAGCUACAGCAACAGCUUUUGCAGCAGCAGCAGCAACAGCAGCAGCAGCAGAUGUGCCUCUUGAACCAGACUCGAACUUUGUUAUCUCCUCAGCAACAACAACAGCAGGUGACACUUGGCCCUGGCAUGCCAGCCAAGCCUCUUCAACACUUUUCUAGCCCUGGAGCUCUGGGCCCAACCCUCCUUCUGACGGGCAAGGAACAAAACACUGUAGAGACAGCUCUUCCUUCAGAGCUCACUGAGGGUCCCUCAGCACAUCAGGGAGGGCCAGUAACAGUAGGGCCCGCAUCUGAGUCAGUGGCUACAGAACCAGGGGAGGUAAAACCCUCCCUCUCUGGGGACUCACAACUUCUGCUUGUCCAACCCCAGGCCCAGACUCAGUCCAACUCUUUACAGCUGCAGCCACCUUUGAGACUCCCAGGACAACCACAGCAGCAAGUUAACUUGCUCCACACAGCAGGUGUAGGAAGCCAUGGGCAAGUAGGCAGCGGAUCAUCUUCUGAGGCCUCAUCUGUGCCCCACCUGCUGGCCCAACCCUCUGUUUCUGUAGGGGAGCAGCCCGGGCCCAUGCCCCAGAGUGUUCUGGGCCCCCAACAGCCCCUUGGGCUAGAGCGACCCAUGCAGAAUAAUGCAGGGCCACAGCCUCCCAAACCAGGAUCUGUUCCCCCGUCUGGGCAAGGUCUCUCUGGGGUUGCAAUCACACCAACAGUGGGUCAGCUUCGAGCACAGCUCCAAGGAGUCCUGGCCAAAAACCCACAGCUGCGGCACUUGAGUCCUCAGCAGCAGCAGCAGCUGCAGGCACUACUUUUGCAACGGCAGCUGCAGCAGAAUCAGGCAGUACGCCAGAAUCCACCCUACCAGGAGCCAGGGACCCAGCCCUCACCUCUCCAGGGCCUCCUGGGCUGCCAACCUCAAUCUGGGGGCCUCCCUGGAUCCCAGACAGGCCCUCUCCAGGAGCUAGGGGCAGGGCCUCGACCUCAGGGCCCACCCCGGCUCUCUGUCCCACAAGGAGCCUUAUCCACAGGACCAGGCGUUGGCCCUGUCCAUCCCACACCUCCACCAUCCAGCCCUCAAGAGCCAAAGAGACCUUCACAAUUACCUUCCCCCAGCACACAGCUCACUUCCACCCAUCCAGGCACCCCAAGGCCCCAGGGGCCAGCCUUGGAGCUGCCUCCUGGGAGGGUCUCACCUGCUGCUGCCCAGCUUGCGGAUACCUUCUUUGGCAAGGGGCUGGGACCUUGGGACCCCCCAGACAACCUAGCAGAGGCCCAGAAGCCAGAGCAGUGCAGCCUGGGCCCUGGGCACCUGGAGCAGGUGAAUGGACAAAUGGCACCUGCGCCACCCCAACUCAGCAUCAAGCAGGAGCCUCGGGAAGAACCGUGUGUCCUGGGAGCCCAGGCGGUGAAGAGGGAGGCCAAUGGGGAACCAGUAGGGACAUCAGGUACCAGCAACCACCUCCUGCUGGCAGGCCCCCGCUCAGAAGCUGGGCAUCUGCUCUUGCAGAAGCUUCUGCGUGCAAAGAAUGUGCAACUCAGCGCUGGGCGGGGGCCUGAGGGGCCGCGAGCUGAGAUCAACGGGCACAUUGACAGCAAGCUGGCCGGGCUGGAGCAGAAACUACAGGGAACCCCCAGCAACAAGGAGGAUACAGCAGCAAGGAAGCCUUUGACACCAAAGCCCAAGCGGAUACAGAAAGCAAGCGACAGGUUGGUGAGCUCCCGAAAGAAGCUGCGGAAGGAGGAUGCAGUCAGGGCCAAUGAGGCCUUGCUGAAACAGCUGAAACAGGAGUUGUCCCUACUGCCUCUGACAGAGCCUACCAUCACCGCCAACUUUAGCCUCUUUGCUCCCUUCGGCAGCAGCUGCCCAAUCAGUGGGCAGAGCCAGCUGAGAGGGGCCUUUGGGAGUGGGGCAUUGCCUACUGGCCCUGACUACUAUUCCCAGCUGCUUACCAAGAAUAACCUGAGUAACCCGCCGACACCACCCUCGUCGCUGCCCCCCACCCCACCCCCAUCGGUGCAGCAGAAGAUGGUGAAUGGCGUCACUCCCUCCGAAGAGCUGGGGGAGCACCCCAGGGAUCCAGCCUCUGCCGGGGACACUGAAGGGACACUGAGGGAUGCUUCAGAAGUGAAGAGUCUAGACCUGCUGGCUGCCCUGCCCACGCCCCCUCACAAUCAGACUGAAGAUGUCAGGAUGGAGAGUGAUGAGGACAGUGAUUCUCCUGACAGUAUUGUACCAGCUUCAUCCCCUGAGAGCAUCCUGGGAGAGGAGGCCCCUCGUUUCCCUCAGCUGGGUUCUGGCCGGGGGGAGCAGGACAACCGGGUCCUUUCCCCUGUCAUCCCGAUCAUUCCUCGGGCCAGUAUCCCAGUCUUCCCUGAUACCAAACCAUGUGGGGCCCUGGAUGUGGAGGCUCCUGGAAAGCUGCCUGCUGCAGCUUGGGAGAGGGGCAGGAGGAGUGAGGUUUCUGUCAUGCUGACCGUCUCCGCUGCUGCAGCCAAGAAUCUAAACGGUGUGAUGGUGGCAGUGGCUGAACUAUUAAGCAUGAAGAUCCCCAACUCCUAUGAGGUGCUGUUCCCAGAGAGCCCUGCCCGUGCUGGCAUGGAGCCUAAGAAGGGGGAAGCCGAGGGCCCUGGUGGGAAAGAAAAAAAUCCAAGCAGCAAGACCUCAGACUGUGGCCCUGAUUGGCUGAAACAGUUUGAUGCAGUAUUGCCUGGUUACACUCUCAAAAGCCAGCUAGACAUCUUGAGCCUCCUGAAACAGGAGAGCCCUGCCCCAGAGCUGCCCACACAGCACAGCUACACCUACAGCGUCUCCAAUUUGGAUGUGCGACAGCUCUCGGCCCCACCUCCGGAAGAACCCUCCCCACCCCCGUCCCCAUUGGCGCCCUCUCCUGCCAGCCCUCCUGCCGAUCCGCUAGUUGAACUUCCCGUUGAACCCUUAGCUGAGCCACCAGUGCCCUCACCCUUGCCAUUGGCCUCAUCUCCUGAAUCGGCGCGUCCCAAGGCCCGCGCCCGGCCUUCUGAAGAAGGUGAAGAUUCCCGGCCCCCUCUCCUCAAGAAGUGGAAGGGGGUGCGCUGGAAGCGGCUGCGGCUGCUGCUAACCAUCCAGAAGGGCAGCGGGCGGCAGGAGGAUGAGCGGGAAGUGGCAGAGUUUAUGGAGCAGCUUGGCACAGCGUUGCGGCCUGACAAGGUGCCCCGAGAUAUGCGGCGCUGCUGCUUCUGUCACGAGGAGGGUGACGGAGCCACGGACGGGCCUGCCCGCCUGUUGAACUUGGACCUAGACCUGUGGGUGCACCUCAACUGUGCUCUGUGGUCCACGGAGGUGUACGAGACCCAGGGCGGGGCACUGAUGAACGUGGAGGUUGCCCUGCACCGAGGACUGCUUACCAAGUGCUCCCUGUGCCAGAGAACCGGCGCCACCAGCAGCUGCAAUCGCAUGCGUUGCCCUAGCGUCUACCAUUUUGCCUGCGCCAUCCGCGCCAAGUGCAUGUUCUUCAAGGACAAGACCAUGCUGUGUCCGAUGCAUAAGGUCAAGGGGCCCUGUGAGCAGGAGCUGUGUUCCUUUGCUGUCUUCCGACGGGUCUACAUUGAGAGGGAUGAAGUGAAGCAGAUUGCCAGCAUCAUCCAGCGGGGAGAGCGGCUGCACAUGUUCCGUGUGGGCGGCCUCGUGUUCCACGCCAUCGGGCAGCUCCUCCCUCACCAGAUGGCAGACUUCCACAGUGCCACUGCCCUCUAUCCUGUGGGCUACGAGGCCACCCGCAUCUACUGGAGCCUCCGGACCAACAAUCGCCGCUGCAGCUAUCGGUGCUCCAUCGGCGAGAGCAAUGGGCGGCCGGAGUUCAUCGUCAGAGUCAUGGAGCAGGGCUUGGAAGACCUGGUUUUCACUGACGCUUCUCCACAAGCUGUGUGGAAUCGCAUCAUAGAACCCGUGGCUGCCAUGAGAAAAGAGGCCGACAUGCUGCGCCUCUUCCCGGAGUACCUGAAGGGCGAGGAGCUCUUUGGCCUGACGGUGCAUGCUGUACUGCGCAUAGCUGAAUCACUGCCUGGGGUAGAGAACUGUCAGAACUAUUUAUUCCGCUAUGGGCGCCACCCCCUGAUGGAACUGCCACUCAUGAUCAACCCCACUGGCUGUGCCCGAUCGGAGCCCAAAAUUCUCACACACUACAAACGGCCCCAUACCCUGAACAGCACCAGCAUGUCUAAGGCAUAUCAGAGCACCUUCACAGGCGAAACCAACACCCCGUACAGCAAGCAGUUCGUGCACUCCAAGUCAUCUCAGUACCGGCGCCUGCGUACCGAGUGGAAGAACAACGUGUACCUGGCUCGUUCCCGCAUCCAGGGCCUGGGGCUGUAUGCGGCCAAGGACCUAGAAAAGCACACAAUGGUCAUCGAGUAUAUUGGCACCAUCAUUCGCAAUGAGGUGGCAAACAGGCGAGAGAAAAUCUAUGAGGAGCAGAACCGAGGUAUUUACAUGUUCCGAAUAAACAAUGAACAUGUGAUUGACGCUACAUUGACUGGAGGACCUGCCAGGUACAUUAACCAUUCAUGUGCUCCUAACUGUGUGGCGGAAGUUGUGACCUUUGACAAGGAAGACAAAAUCAUUAUCAUCUCCAGCCGGCGAAUCCCCAAAGGAGAGGAGCUGACCUAUGACUAUCAGUUUGAUUUUGAGGACGAUCAGCACAAGAUCCCCUGUCACUGUGGAGCCUGGAAUUGUCGGAAGUGGAUGAACUAAGAAGCUUUGAGGCUACCAGGCAGGGGAGUUCCCCCAACCCCGACCUCUUCCCUGAAAGGGAUAAGAGGGAAGAGACGUAGCAGCCAGAGCCAGGACCCAGGGUUGGGGCUACCGGCUGACCGGAGCCCCUGGCGCAGGAGGCUGGGGCAGAGGGCCCUAGGCCACGUCCGCCCCGGGCACCAGGGACAGCCUCUUCCCCGCCAUCGGCCCCAGGCUGGCAUCUGUGCCCCCAGCUCCAGGAGGGGCUAGACGGAAGCAGCCGUUGGGUAUCUCAGGUUUGAAGGGGCUAUGGGCCGGUAACUACCCAGAGGCAUCUGGGAGGCAGCAGCGGGGAGGAUGUGUGGCCGGGCACAGCCCUGCCGCUCCCACUGACCUCUCUGGCCCAGUUCAAGGCUGCAAAGAGACUUGACUAAGCUUGACAAUCCCAAAGGCCGGGUCCCACACCUGGCCCUGCCUGCCGGGUCCUGCCCCCACCCUCACCUCCAUCCCUUUCCCUCUCAAUCUGUCUCUGUCUCCCUCUUCUCCUCUGUGUUUCUGUCUCUCUAUGGGUUGUGUUUCCUUGUUUUCCACUCUGACAAAUGCAACAUGAACGGGAAAGAGGCAUCAAGCUGCCCGGGAGGGCAAGCUGGGCGAGCCGGGCAAGGAGACCCCGCACCCACACCUACCUCAUUUAAGUGUUGGAUUUUUUGCUGUUUUGAAAUGUGAGACCCUCUCCAAGCCCCCUACUGCCCCAACCCUCUCCCCCACCUCACUGCCCUCUUCUGAGUGGGUGGAAGGGGGGGUAGGAAGAGGAAGAAAAAACAACAACAAAAAAUCCAUCUUUGUUUUUAAUUAUGGGCAUGGGAUGGUGGUUGAAGCAAGUGGUGAUGAAGAUUGGGGAUGACUGGCCCCUGGUUUCUCUCAAACUUCCUUCUCCAUCUGGACAUGGGGCAGGAGGAGUGUGCUAUACCUAGGACCAGGAUCUCUCCCUCCUGUUUUCCCAACCUCAUCAGGAGCCCAUUUGCCCUCCAGCCCCUGGAAUGGGGUGGGCAGGGUGGGUAAGGGCUGUCCCUGAGGGGUGCCCAUACCCAGUGAGGCAGGGUGUGGCCCGGAGCUCCCACUUUUCCCUCGGUCACCAAACUGCUGCUGGUCUGGU
Messenger RNA from Octodon degus (degu), 18178 nucleotides. It is a transcript of the gene Kmt2d, whose product is annotated as lysine methyltransferase 2D. Gene Ontology annotation, molecular function: transcription coactivator activity; histone H3K4 methyltransferase activity; histone binding. The transcript is spliced from 55 exons. Gene Ontology annotation, biological process: positive regulation of transcription by RNA polymerase II. Gene Ontology annotation, cellular component: MLL3/4 complex; nucleus. The coding region runs from base 343 to 17043 and encodes 5566 amino acids. Lineage: Eukaryota; Metazoa; Chordata; Mammalia; Rodentia; Octodontidae. The record is from RefSeq and is a predicted model, not a curated record.